Molecule: messenger RNA, 2214 nt
Organism: Penicillium pulvis
Lineage: Eukaryota; Fungi; Ascomycota; Eurotiomycetes; Eurotiales; Aspergillaceae
Product: CCCH zinc finger and SMR domain protein
Exons: 3
Coding region: 1-2214 (737 amino acids)
Biological process (GO): negative regulation of DNA-templated transcription
Cellular component (GO): nucleus
Molecular function (GO): metal ion binding; RNA binding
Source: RefSeq, a predicted model, not a curated record
AUGGUUUCGGAGGACUUGCUGGAGAAAUGCCUAGAAAUUCUCCAGGAUCAAGAACUAGAUGAAGAAGAGCAAGUGGAAAAAGUGGAGGAUUAUUUGCGCGCCAACACUGCACUUACCGGAUCAUCGCUAGAGAAUGCGGUGCUGGAUAUUCUAUGGCGGCAUCGCAAUCGCACCCUCGCGGACUCAUCACCUCCCCCUCCUCGUCACACUAUAAUUCGCCGAUCAUCACCAGCGCCAUGGCAGAUGCGGUCGUCGACUCCUCUGUCGCCGUCAAAUCUUGGAACGAGCCCCGGGAGUACCUCGUGGGUGCAGAGCUCACGCGGGGCAUUCGCCCGCCCUCCACUCUCGUCAACUGUGUCUCCAUUUACCUCCCCACGACCAUCUCCACGACUGGCCCUAGCACAGCCCAUCCCACACUCCCCGAAUUUAAAUGCGUAUGAGUUCUCAGACCAAAGUCAACUAUCCGACUUUUAUGGCGAUUUCGGCAGCGAUAGUAAUGUCGACUGGCUAGUGGGAGAUGAUGCAAAUAGUGUCACCUCCUCUACGGGUGGAUAUAGUAUCCAGGGAGCGCUGAGCGCAACUGCAGCAGAAUUUGUGCCGGACAUGAGUCCCCAUGAUAUUUUGCGCACUGUCUUGGGCGAUAAGCGGUCAAACGACGAUAUCGAAGCUGCGCUAGAAGCAAAUAGUUAUGAUCUUGGCGCGACCAUCGCGGCACUUUCGCAAGAUACAGACGCGGAAUUAUUUGCAAAGCAACAUGACGAUGGCCGUGUGUUGGUCGGUAAGUCGAUGGUAAUGGAGAAAAGUCGUCCCAUCACACCAUCUGGGGUCGAGCGAAGUCCCGUAGUUUGCAAGUACUUUCUAUCUACGGGACAGUGUCUCCGUGCCGACUGCCGCUUCAGCCAUGACUUGACCAGUCAUCUAUGCAAAUACUGGGUAAUGGGCAACUGCCUAGCCGGUGAUGGAUGCCCGUUUUCGCAUGACCCCUCAUCCCUCGUGUCCUCUUUGAGUGUCUCUGGAAGCAGCCGGCCAACCUCGCCGCCUGCUGGGUCACCUUUCCAGGUAGACAGUGGAUCUGAUGCGUUCCCGCCCUUGCAAUCGUCGGGCACGGAGGAUCAAUGGGCUUAUCAAUAUGGCGGUCGAUAUCCUUCUCAUCUUUCUGGUCUGCAAGGAAGCAAGCAUCUCCCUCCUGGUCUUCACCCUGGUAUGGGAAGAAGAAAUGGAAGCAUGACGCACUUGGGACGACCAAACUCCCGUCCGAGCAGCCGUCACCAGAAUCGUGAGCUGAACCCUACUGCUCUGUCCGUAGACGAUCCAGAUGCGUUCCCAACCCUUGCUGCGGUCAACGCAAAGAAUGCGGGCAAGAAGCACCAUGGUAAGCGGGGCAAUAACCGCGACGCAAACGUGGGAAAAGAAAACAUCCCUUCCUCACUAGCAGACGUGGUCCGCAUGUCUCCAUCUCCUGUCCCUGGCAAGGGUAAACCCUCUAAGAACAACAAGGAUAUCAAGAGCCGCGAAAACAGUGCUGCAGCCCAAUCUAUACAAGCACCCCAAAAUAUUCCUUGGCUUGAGACCGGUUCGCGGGCAAACCAGCAAUACAUCAAGUACCGUACAGAAGCAAUUCGCCACGGGACCGUACGGAACAAAUUUCUACAAAGCGCCGCUCAAGCGUGGAACCGAAAUGAUGCACGAGCUGCCAAAGCUCUAUCUUUACGUGGCCAAGCGGAAAACGAUGCUAUGCGUCGCUGCCACAGAGAAGCCGCACGCCAGCUGUAUGAAGCGCGUAAUCAACACCUAGCCCAGGCUGGCCUGGACGAAACCUCCGAGGAACUCUACGUUGAUUUACACGGCCUGCACCCAGAAGAGGCAAUCGAAUAUCUUGAAAAGAUUCUUUUGAAACAUGCGCGCGAGGGCCUCCGCGUCGUCUACGCAAUCACCGGCACCGGUCACCAUUCGAAAAAUGGCAAAGAUAAAAUCGGCAAGGCUGUCAAAGCCUGGCUUAAUGAAUGGCGCUACCUGUUCCGAGAAUUCAGCGUGCCUGGCGAGCGGGGCGGCUACGUUGGUGGUAUUCUCGGCAUUGACCCAACAAGCUAUGACAAGUCGCUUGCCAAGAGUCUUGUGGAGGAUGACGCAGUUGCGGAAGAGACUGGACAGACUAAUCUUGUGAUGGGCAAGAUUCAACUUCUUAAAAGGGAGGAUCUAGAGACGAAUCAAUGA